AUGUCCCGCCGGCUCUUCCCACGACUGAGCGCCCGCUGGAUCUCGGAGUUUGCGCUGUUGGUGCUGCUGGUGCUGAUCGCGCACCUCCGCGUGGCUUCCGGCGCGAGCAGAGCGCACACCUGUCGCGAGGUGAAAACAGCCUUCCAGCUGCGCCAGAUCGGGCCGCUCAAGUGGGUACCGGAGACACCUGCUACAGAUGUGAACCUGUUAGUGUGUAAACACGUGGGUCCGUCAUGCUGCACUCGUAAGAUGGAGGAAAGCUACAAAUUGGCUGCGACGAGAGACACCUUGCAUAAUUUAAGGUUAUACACCACGGAACUCAGGCACCUGCUAUUAAGCCAUGCUGCUGCCUUCCAAGAUUCCUACCAGUCUCUCCUCUUGUUCUCCCAAGGUCAGCUGACUUCUCUAUUUGAGCUCACCUACCCAUCUCUCUCCUCGCCCAUCGCCUCCCACGUCUCGUCCCUCUUCUCCCAACUCUCCCUCUUCAUUCAGGCCGACUCCAACGUCUCCGUGGAGGCCACCGUCCACCGAUUCUACAACCACCUCUUCCCGUUCGUCCACUCACGCAUCAUCAACCCGGGCAUCCCCGAGGAGAACGACCUUUCCGAAUGCCUCCGUGCCACCCAGCAAGACGUGGACCCAUUUGGCCACCGUACCCAAGUCAUGGCAAAUGAGUUGGCACAAGCCUUGAAAGCGGCCAGAUCCUUAAACCGGGCAUUUUACGUCACAAAAGAUCUGUUAAACAGCACCGAAGCGGCUUCGCUGACAAACGAGUGCGUCAAGGCGCUUCUAAAGAUGCAUUACUGCCCACAUUGCCAGGGCUUGACCCUUAUACGUCCGUGUCCCGAGUUCUGCCUCAAUGUGUUGGGGGGCUGCCUCGCGAGUUUAGCGGAGCUCGAUAUGCCAUGGAGGCACUAUGUGGCCAUCCUGGAGGACCUCACCCAUGCUGUGGCCGGGGAGCACAGUCUGGAGCUUGCCCUGCUCAGGGUCAGUGGUCAUGUCAACGAGACCAUACAGCAUGCGGAACUUCAUAGUGCAAGGAUCAGUGCGACGGUGGAUAAAGUUUGUGGUCAAUCUACGACCAAGAGCCCCAGUAUUCAGCCCACAGUUACACCAAAACCCAGCACUAACCAGUCCGACCCCCCUGACCUGACGCAGCUGGGAAGAUUAUCCCACCUACACAGCUCGCUCCCUCUAAAACCCAACAGAAAACAUAAAGACAAAACUCUGAAACAGAUUGCUCGGGAGUUCGUAAGAACUAUCGGACGCUACAAGGCAUUUUUCGCGGCGUUGCCAAGGAUGCUGUGCGAAGGAGAGAUCGAAAGAGACGAGCUCACAUGCUGGAGUGGAGACGACGUAGUGGAGAGCUAUAAAGGUCGAGUGGUGGGUAACGGAGUGCAUGCUCAACGACAAAAUCCUGAAGUCAAGGUCAGAGGUCCUGACCCCCUGCUAAUGGAAGUUAAGGAGCGAUUCGAGCAGUUUAACAAGGAGAUGCAGGAAAGCAUGCCGGGCCUCGGCCACAGAGAAUCAUGGGAAGACCCGGGCAGCGGUGAGGACAGCAGCGGAGAGUGUGACGAUGAGGACGGUUGCCAGGGAUCAGGAGAAGUCACUGUUAAAAGCUCUAACACAGACUCCAGGACUGAUCCCGAAGUGGCGGUGAAACCCCCUCCUCACGAGGCCCCCGUUGUACGUUCCAAACCAGGACCCGGCAGCUCCGCUCCCUUCACCGUCCCCUCCUUCAUCAUCCUGGUCUCCAUCCUGGCACUGCAGUGCACGCUGAACUGA
Molecule: messenger RNA, 1785 nt
Organism: Trichomycterus rosablanca
Lineage: Eukaryota; Metazoa; Chordata; Actinopteri; Siluriformes; Trichomycteridae
Gene: gpc5c
Product: glypican 5c
Exons: 9
Coding region: 1-1785 (594 amino acids)
Biological process (GO): positive regulation of canonical Wnt signaling pathway; regulation of protein localization to membrane; cell migration
Cellular component (GO): plasma membrane; extracellular region; cell surface
Source: RefSeq, a predicted model, not a curated record